Molecule: messenger RNA, 3339 nt
Organism: Dictyostelium discoideum AX4
Lineage: Eukaryota; Evosea; Eumycetozoa; Dictyosteliales; Dictyosteliaceae
Exons: 1
Coding region: 1-3339 (1112 amino acids)
Source: RefSeq, a predicted model, not a curated record
AUGGAUUUAUUGUCGGGGUUUUUAAAUACUGGCAAUAACAGUAAAUCACCAAGUAAAAUAAGUGGAAGUGUAUUUAAAAAGAGUAAUAAUAACGAUAAUAAUAACCACAGUAAUGUAAAUAAUAAAAGUAAAUCACCAUCGUCAUCAAAUAAGUUAAAAUCACCAAAUAAGGUUGUAUCACCAUCAAACAAAAAAUCACCAAAUAAGGUUACAUCACCAUCAAACAAGAAAUCACUUUCAAUUAAAAAAAAUAAAAUUAUAGAAAAAGAAAAAGAAGAAUUAGAGGAAGAACAAGAGGAAAAAGAACAUAAACAAGAAGUUGAAGAACAAGAUGAAAAAAAAGAAGAAGAAGAAGAAGAAGAAGAAGAAGAAGAAGAAGAAGAAGAAGAAGAAGAAGAAGAUGAAGAAGAAGAAGAGAUUGUAACAUUUUCAAAACAAACAAAUAUUGAUCUUGAAUUUAAAAAAGCAUCUAAAAAAGUUGCUCAACUUGUAAAUAAAGUUAAAAGAGAUGAAGAAGAACGUCAAAGAUUAUCUUUACAACCAUCAGAUGAUGAUGAUGAUAUUGAAAAGGAUGAUGAAAAACAACAAAAAGAAAAAGAAGAAAAAGAAGAAAAAGAAGAAGAUGAAAAUGUAUCAUUUAAACCAAAGAGAUUACAAAAAAAUAAAAAGAAUCUAAAAUUACAAUCAUUUAUAGAUAAACAAAAACAAAUCAAUAAUGACAAUAGUAAUGAGGAAUAUGAUGAAAUUGGAGGCACAAUCGUUGAUAAUGCAUCAUUAAAUUCAAAAGUUUUAUCACCAUCACCAAAGAAAAUUCAAGAUCCUGGUAUAGUAUCUGAUUCUGAUCAUAGUGAUGACGACGAUGAUGAUGAUAAUAAUAAUAAAAAACAAAACGAAAAUGAAAAUGAAAACGAAAAUGAAAAAGUAGGAGAUGAAAAUGAAAAAUUAGGUGACAAUGAUCUAUAUGAUAAUGAUAUAUAUGAUAAUGAAGAUCCUGAGGACGAUAAGAUCGAACCAAUAUUUCAAACAAAACAAACUAGAAAAGAACAAAGAAAAUUAGAAAAAUUAAAGAAAAAAGAAGAAAAGAAAGCUGCAAGAGAAGAGAGAAUUAAAUUAAAGAAAGAAAAGAAACACAGAGAGAAAAAAGCACCAAUAAUGCCUGUUUCAACACCAGUAAUUGAAGCACGUCAAGUUAUUAAAAAGCGUUCACUUCUUGAUUUCUUUAGUAAAGUUGAAGGUGUUAGAAAACAAUCACAACAACAACAACAAACAAUUCCACCACAAUUUGAAGAGGAUAGUGAUGAUGAAUCCUAUGAAACUGAAUCUGAUGAUAGUGAUAAUGAAUCAAGUUAUGAAUCUGAUCAAGGAACUGAUUCAGAAUCAAAGAAAUCAAAAAAAAGAAAUAAUAAUAAUAAUAAUAAUAAUAAUAAUAAUAAUAAUAAUAAUAAUAAUAAUAAUAAUAAUAAUAAUAAUGAAGAAGAUGACGAUGAAAAGGAUGCAGAUGCUUCAUUUGAAAAUGAAACAUUUGUUUUAAUUGAUAAUUUCGAUAAAAAUGGUAAUCCAAUUCCAAAAUCAAAAAAAAAUAAAAAACCAUUCCAACUUCCUUAUGAAUCAACUUUAGACCUUGAAAAUGAUCAACAACAACACGAUGAUCAAGAGGAUGAUAAAGAUAAUAAUGAAGAUGAUGAAGAUGAUGAGGAUGAUGAUAUCAAUAAUAAAAAGAUUAAUACAGAUCAAAUGAAUAAACAUAAAUUCGUAAAACCACAACUUAAAAUUAGAGUAAGUGAUGAAGAAAUGGAUAUUGGUAACGAUAAUGUUGAAGAUGAUAGGGAAAAUGAAGAAGAAGAGAAAGAAGAAGAUAAAAAUAAAAAAGAAGUAAGUGAAGAGGAAGAGGAAGAAGAAGAAGAAGAAAAAGAGGAAGAAAAGGAAGAAGAAGAAGAAAAAGAAGAAGAAAAGGAAGUGGAAGAGGAGGAGGAAGAAAAAGAGGAAGAAAAAGAAGUACAGGAAGGGGAGGAACAUAUUGAGCAAAAGGAGGAAUCAGAAUCAGAAUCAAAAUCAGAGUCAGAGUCAGAGUCAGGCACAGAAUUAGGAGAAAAGAAAUCCUUCUUUAAAAAAUUAAAUGAAAUUCAAGAUGAAGAUGAAGCAAUGGAAGAUAAUAGAGAAGAGGACGAAAUUGAUAAAAGUGAUGAUGGUGAGGAUAUUGAUUUUAAUAAAGUAAAGAAAAAACAUAAAAAUGAUAGCGAUGAGGAAGAUGAGGAGGAAGAUGAAGAUGAAGAAGAAGAAGAAGAAGAAGAAGAAGAAGAAGAAGAAGAAGAUAUUGAAACAACUAAAAAGAAUGCUGAGAGAUUAAGAGAAAUUUUUCAACAAGAUGAUGAUGACCAUUUAAGAAAAAUUAAAAGUAAAUUAUUAAAAAGAAAAAAUUAUGAUAAAUAUGAUGAAAAUUCAGAAGAAGAAGAGGAAGAAGACGAUGUUAAAGAUGACAAUGAUCAAGAUUCAGGAUCGGAAGAAGAAUUCCAAGGAUUUUUACAACAACAUAAAUUAAAUAGUAAUUACAUUACAAAUAGAAGAAGUGUAAGUGAAUUUAGUAAAAGAAGAAAAACAGCAAGUACAUCAACAAUUAAAUCAUCAGUUGCAAGUUUAUUCAGUACUGCAAAUUUGACACAACCAGACCAAUAUGAUGAAUUUUCAGAUGAUGAAGAAAAACAAGAAAAAAUACGUGAACAAAAAGUUAAUAAUAACAAUAAUAAUAAUAAUAAUAAUAAUAAUAAUAAUAAAAAUAAAAAACAUAAUUCAUCGUCAAGUAUUUCAAUGAAACAAAUUAGCCAAUUACCAAUUGAUUCAAGAGAUUUCGAAAUUUUAAAUAUGGUUAAAAAGAAGUCAUUAAAUAGUGAUAUAAUGUUAUCACCUCAAAAGAAAAAACAAAAACUACAACAACAACAAAAGAACAUAUCAACAAAUAAAACUAAUAAUACAACAAAUAACACAGGUAAUAAUAAUAAUAAUAAUAAUAAUAAUAAUAAUAAUAAUAAUAAUAAUAAUAAUAAUAAUAAUAAUAAUAAUAAUAAUAAUAAUAAUAAUAAUAAAAAUAAUAAUGGUAGUUUUAUAACACCAAAAGGUCAAAAACAGCAAGAAUAUACAUCAAGUUUACCAAUGUACUUUGGUUCAAAUACUCUUUCGAGUGGUUUUAAUAUUUCAAGAGAAAAAUUGGCAACUUUACAAAGACAAGCCUCAAAUGCCAAGAACAAAAAUCAAAAUGUCUUCUUUCAGCAAUCUGAUCCUUUUUCACCUUCAAAAAAGAAGAAAAAACAAAAUAAUGAUAAUGAUGAUAAUGAAGAUUAUUAA